AUGGGAGAGAACCCAAGAGUGGCGUUGAAGAAAUUAGGGAUUCCGGGUGCAUAUAGGUUUGAGAGCGGGAUUGCUCCACCUACAACACCGGCGAAUGAUUUUGAAAUUAGACUGGCAAUGAUCACUUUUAUAGAGAGGUUACAAUUUAGUGGGGCCAAGCACGAGAGUCCUCUAAACCACUUCAAAGAAUUUGAGAAGUAUUGCAACACUAUUAGAGUGAAUGGAGUUUCACAAGAGUUCAUUCGUUUGAAGCUUUUUCCCUUUUCUCUCAUAGGGCGUGCCUUGGAAUGGUUGGAUAAAGAAGUCAAGCCAAACUCAUUAAGGACAUGGGAUGAGGUUACUAAGGAAUUUAUAUCCCGGUUUUACUCCCAAAAGAAAACAGCGGAGGCAAGAGCACUUAUCCAAAGUUUCAAGCAAAGAUCCAAUGAAAGCCUCUAUGAAGCUUGGGAAAGGUACAAGGAUUAUCAAAGGGAGUGUCCUCACCACGGAAUUCCUACCUACCAAAUCAUUCAAAUCUUUUAUGGUGGUCUAAGCCCUCAAAGGAAGUCUUGUCUUGAUGCGGGAGCCGGAGGACCCAUUAUGAACAAAACGGAAGAGGAAGUUGUGGAUAUCAUUGAAGAUGUAGUGAGGCAUUACAUGUAUUGGCAAGACGGUGAGCGAGAAUCAACAAGUAAGAGUGGAUCUAUGGUUUACUCCUUUGACCACCUCAAUGCCAUCAACAACUUAUCCUCACAAAUCUCAAAUCUAUGGAAGGAGAUGACUUCCAUCAAAGCCAAAUUAGAGAGUGCUUCGUCUUUAGCACCUAUUCUUCCCUCCCAAAAUAAGGGGAGAGGUACAUCUUCCAACUCUUCCCCUCUUUCUACUUCCAAUAACAUGCCUAGUGGAUGCUUGUUUUGUGAUAUAUGUGGUUCGUAUGAGCAUGAUUCUUGUAAUUGCCCUCAUGCUUUUUCGGAUGGAUAUGAUGAUUUUGAUAGUAAUGAGAGUGAUCAUGUGAAUUAUGUGUCUAAUAACAACAAUGGUUCAAGGUUUGAUAAUAAAAGAGGCCAAGGGAAUAGGAACUAUCACAACCAAGGAAAUUUUGACAACUAUAACCAAGGUAGUGGUUAUAGGAACCGAGGAAACCAAGGUUUCCGAGGGAUUGGACCUAAGAAACCGGCCUAUUCUAUCACUACUAGGAGUGGUAAGGUCCUUGAGGAGAGUAUUUCUAGGAAGAGUCAAGAAGGUGAGAGGGUGAAUGAUUCAUUCAACGAUGAUGAGCAUGAUGUGUCUAGCAAAAAGUGUGAGGUUGCUAAUGAGAAGGCCAAGAUAGGAGAGAGUGUGCAAAAUGAUGUGAUCAAACCCAAACUUCCCUACCCACAAAAGUUCUUGAGGAGCAAGAUUGAUGAUCAAUUUGGAAGGUUUCUUGACAUGCUUAAGGAAAUUCAUCUUUCUAUCCCUUUCACCGAUGCUUUGAAACAAAUGCCAAACUAUUCUAAGUUCCUUAAGGAAAUUUUGAGUGGAAAAAGAGAGUGUAAUGAGGUUGACUCGAUGAAGGUUGGGGAGUGUUGUUGUGCUCUUAUCCACAAUGACUUACCCAAGAAGAUGAAAGAUCCGGGAAAUUUUUCAAUACCUUGCAACAUCAAUGGAAAAGUGUUUCAAAAUAAUCUUUGUGAACUUGGUGCUAGUGUUAACAUAAUGCCAUAUCCCGUCUUCAAAAAUCUUAAGCUAGGUGAGCUCCUCCCAACUAACCUGACCCUACAAUUGGCCGACCGUUCUAUUAAGUUCCCCAAGGGUAGAAUUGAGGAUGUCCCCCUCAAGAUAGGAGAGUUCACUAUCCUUGUUGACUUCAUUGUGCUAGAGGUUACGGAAGAUGACAACAUUCCUAUCAUUUUAGGGAGACCAUUCUUAGCAACUUCGGGUGCCUUGAUAGAUGUGAAGGGUGGCAUUAUUACCUUGUGUGUUGGCAAUGAUUUGGCUAGUUUCAAGCUUAAACCCAUACAUGAAUCCCUUUCUUUUGUGCAAGGAAUUAUGUGCAUAAAUUCGCUUCAUUUGAAUGAUAUGCCUUGCACUCUUUUGUUGUCUACUAAUGAUGCCAUUAAAGGUUGUGACAAUGCUUCUAUAAUCAUUGAUAUCAAAUUGGUUAGUGAUGGCAAGAAAGAGACCUCAUGUCUUGAGGAUGUGAUUGAGAUGUCGGAUUGGUUUGGACUUUCUUUGAAAGAUGAUGUGAGUAGUGGCAUCGAUGGUAUGGAGUUCUUUGCCUUGGGAAAGAAGAAAACAAAGAAGAGAAAGAAAAUUCCCAAGAACAAGAAAGAGAAGUUGAAGCAUAACAAGUUUGAUCCGGUUUUUAUGAUGCAAGAUGAUAUGUCUCAUGAUGUGGUUUUGCCCAAGCUUGGCAAUGACUUUUCCCUCUUCUUCACUUUGGACAAGGUGGCCUUCUUUGACCCUUCAUGA
This is a messenger RNA of Chenopodium quinoa (quinoa), 2430 nucleotides long. RefSeq lists its product as uncharacterized. The transcript has 2 exons. The coding region runs from base 1 to 2430 and encodes 809 amino acids. Lineage: Eukaryota; Viridiplantae; Streptophyta; Magnoliopsida; Caryophyllales; Amaranthaceae. The record is from RefSeq and is a predicted model, not a curated record.